Molecule: messenger RNA, 2787 nt
Organism: Wallemia ichthyophaga EXF-994
Lineage: Eukaryota; Fungi; Basidiomycota; Wallemiomycetes; Wallemiales; Wallemiaceae
Product: DNA repair protein rhp41
Exons: 4
Coding region: 1-2787 (928 amino acids)
Biological process (GO): mismatch repair; nucleotide-excision repair
Cellular component (GO): nucleus; nucleotide-excision repair factor 2 complex; cytoplasm
Molecular function (GO): single-stranded DNA binding; damaged DNA binding
Source: RefSeq, a predicted model, not a curated record
AUGAGCUCAUCGGAAGAAUUCGAGAUGGAGGAGGUCCAAGUGCCUCAACCGGCUCAGAAUAUGCCGGCCGAGGAGAUAGAUCCCGAUAGAACAGCCAGCACUUUGGAAUCUCUCAACCACCAAAAUACCGCCGACGACGACGACGACGACCAAGAUGAGUGGGAGGAGGUUGACGCUUCCGUGCAGCCUACGACAUCCCAGCAGCCACAGCCAGGUCUUCAAAUCACUCUUGAUAACGCUGCUGUAAAGCGUCCCGAGAAGAAGGAUUCCAAACCCAGGAAAGCUGGCCCUUCUCCCGAAGAGCGCGCCGCUAGAUUGGCUUCCCAUAAGAUUCACGUUAUCGCUUUAGUUGCAAACGCUAAACACCGAAAUAAGCUGCUGAACGAUGAGCUAUUACAUGCUCGGAUGUUGUCUCUCGUGCCGAUGCACUGUCAGCUCGCCUUCUCAUCACUCACCCCUUCGAACGUGCCUGACCCAAUCGAAAGGAGCCGGCUGUUCGACAAGGCGUUGAAGAGACUGCUGGAUUGGUGGAGGAGCAGCUUCGACAUUGACUACAAUCUCAAAACCCUCCUCACCACUCCCUACGCCCAAACCAACGACGAGCUAAAUAAAAAGCGCAAGGCGAAGGGUACUGUGGAUGAUAAUGAUCAGUACGAGGUUAUUAGAUCAGAAAAAAGUCUCCAGAAACGUGCUCUGCAGAUGAAGGGUAGUAGGGACAUGUCAGCUCAGCUCUUCACUGCUCUCUGUCGAGCACUUAACGUUCCAGCACGUCUCGUUACAUCCCUCCAAGCAGUUCCAUACCGCGUGCAAUCCCAGCCAACCAAUACCGUCGUUUCGCUUGACUCAGACGACUCAGACACCCAGCCACCGACGGAGAGAUUCAUGACGUGGAAAGAGCGCCAACGGAGCGGCUUUAAAGGCGACGACGAGGCUUUUAUCCGCGGCGAGGCUGUCUCAGCGGACCGCGCACCACCCCAGGUGAAAUUGAGCAGUCAUCGACGUCGCAAGCCGAAGAAAGGGAGCAAGCAAGAUGAAUUCGAUGUGCAAUCCCCGCCUAUUUUCUGGACUGAGGUUUUUUCUAGACCGGACGGACGCUGGAUCGUAGUGGACCCCAUCCGCAGCCUGAUCCGCACUAAGGCGCGCAACAUGAUGGAUCCGCAGAGCGCAUACAAGUACAACAAGAUGACGUAUGUAGUGGCAUUCGAAGAGGAUGGCUAUGGGAAAGAUGUCACACCGCGCUAUGCGAAACAGUACGGCACGCGCACAGUCAAGCAACGUCCACCCUCUACAAAAAGCAAGAACGGAGACUGGUGGGAGAGCGUUGCAGCUACAUUCCAGCGUCCGUACCGACUCGCUCGCGAUGAUGUGGAAGACGCCGAGCUGCACCAAGCCCAAUUCAGCGAACCAAUGCCACAGUCGAUGCAAGGUUUCAAAGACCACCCCGUGUAUGUCCUUGAACGCCACCUGAAGCGCGAGGAGGUAGUCAAUCCGCCGCGCGAAGUCGGUCGGUUCAAAGGUGAGGUGGUGUAUCCGCGCGCGAAUGUACAGCUGUUAAAAACUUCGGAGAAUUGGCUGCGCCAAGGCCGUAUAGUUGUCGAGGGUGCGCAGCCGCUGAAGCGCGUCAAGCAGCGUGCCGUGACUAUUGGACGGCGGAGAGUGCAAGAGGCAGCUGCUCAGGCGGGUGAGGAGGAGAUAAUGCAGGGUCUUUACUCCCGUCCACAGACAGAACUGUAUAGGGCACCGCCUGUCGUGGGUGGAAAGGUACCCAAGAAUAAAUUCGGCAAUAUAGACCUCUACACACCAACAAUGCUACCCGAGGGCGCCGCUCAUCUGCCGCAGAAGGGCGUGGGGAAAAUCGCGAAGAAGCUGGGCGUGGACUAUGGCGAGGCUGUGACGGGAUUCGAGUUCCGUCAACGCAGAGCUAAUCCUGUUAUAAGCGGUAUCGUCAUCGACGCGACAUAUAAAGAAACGGUUAUGGAUGCUUUCGAAGAGUGGCAGUCGCAGCAGGCCGAGAAGGAGCAUGAGAAAAUGGUCAGAGAUGUGUACAAGCAGUGGCAGAAAGUGGUACAGGGGUUGCGCAUCAGAGAACGUCUCAAGGAAUAUAGAGGGAAUGAUCAACAGCCACACGAAGAGGUUGCUGGGGGCGCUGUUAAUCCAGGUACAGAUGCGACAUCUCAUCAAAAUGCACUACCCGCAAAUGAGCUGCAGGGUGAAAUCAAAAAGUAUCAGCCUGGUACACACGAACAAUCUCUUGACACUAUCACUAAGGCGCAAAGAGCGUUACCAAGGCGCAACAGGCUGUUCGAAGGGCGAGAGGCAGACUCAGAGGCAGACGCAACCGAUGAAGGUGGCAUUGAUCAGGAUAUGGAGGAGGUUGGAGUGGACAAUGCAAAUAAGAACAAAGACACCUUAGAAAUAGACGUGCCAGCUAAGGUUGGCCAUCCUGUCGCUCUCGAUGUCUUGAUCGAACAGCAGGAGCAAGAGAAAUCUGCAAGUGCGCAGAAAGUGGCUCAUGAUGCUGAUACCACACACGUGCCUGAGAGUCGUCUGCGGAUGCGUCCCAGUCGUCCUAAACGAGCGAGACACUCAUCGUCGGAGAAUACAUCGAGUAGCAGACGCAUCACGCGUUCGAGAGUAUCGCACAAUAGCACAAGAGAAGAUAGGAAGAGGAAUGACGAGGCUGUAAGAGUUGCGCUGGAUAUAUCUGACGAGAAAGAGGAUGAUGCGUCUGAUGAUGUGUCUGAUGAUGAGGUUGCUCCUAUUGAAAUAUCAAGUGACGAAGAAUAA